Messenger RNA from Girardinichthys multiradiatus, 1696 nucleotides. RefSeq names its product intraflagellar transport 57 homolog (Chlamydomonas) (gene ift57). The coding region runs from base 253 to 1497 and encodes 414 amino acids. Gene Ontology annotation, cellular component: centrosome; Golgi apparatus; cilium. Lineage: Eukaryota; Metazoa; Chordata; Actinopteri; Cyprinodontiformes; Goodeidae. The transcript has 11 exons. Gene Ontology annotation, biological process: intraciliary transport; non-motile cilium assembly. The record is from RefSeq and is a predicted model, not a curated record.
UUAAACGGCAAUAAGAGUUUAUUAUUAUGAGGUCGUUUGUACCAUUUAGACUUUAAAGCGCGAAUCUCUUUUAUAUAUAUUUAAAGUUAGACUUAAAGAUUAUGCUAGCAGCUAUCGUUAGCCACACAGCGUCUGUUAGCCCUUAGUUGCCCUGGCAACGGACAGGACGAGCAUCAACGAGGCCGCGAACCGACUUCCCGCCGUCAUUUAGCUGUUUUUAGUCAUUGUUAUUUUUUAACGGAAGUCUCCUGAAUGGCCGCGGAGGGGAGACGCGGGGAGGAAGAGGACCAUGGGCCCGGAGCGGCUCACCGCGGGUUCGUGGUGAUGGAGAACCUUCUGGAGAAGCUGAAGCUGCUGAACUACGAGGAGGAAGUUCUGGUGAAACACAACAUGAAGAGCCUGGCCAGACAUUACUUUGUCUCCAGUCCGUACCUGGCAUCCAACCCGGGCGAGCAGUUUUACAUGUUCACCAUCAUCGCUGCCUGGCUCAUCAACACGGCAGGAAGGCCUUUCGUAGAGCCUCAGGAGUACGACGAGCCCAACGCCACCGUGUCCAACAUCCUGGCAGAACUCAGGGCUUUCGGUGUGAAGGUGGACUUUCCACCCUCCAAACUGAAGUCAGGCUCAGGCGAGUACGUCUGCUUCGUGUUGGAUCAUCUGGCUGAGGAGGCGUUGAAGAACAGAGGCUUCAUCUUCAGAAGACCAAACUAUCCUGCAGAAAACCCGGAGGAAGAGUCUGUGAUCGACGAUGAUGCCGAGCUCACGCUCAGCAAAGUAGAAGAAGAGAUGGUUGAAGAAGCUGACGAUGAGGAGAACGUGAUGGACCUGGAGGCUCUGAAGUUACGAAGUGCUCACACUGAAGCAGAACCAACCUCCAAACCCGACGAGAUUCUGGAGUCUACAGUGGACGCUGCAGAGUGGAGGCUGGAGGUGGAGAGAGUCCUGCCGCAGCUCAAAGUCACCAUCAGAACCGACAACAAGGACUGGAGGGUCCAUCUGGACCAGAUGCAUCAACACAGAGACGGGAUCAAGUCUUCCCUCAAAGAGACCAAGAGCUACUUGGACAGGCUUCAGGAAGACAUCGGGAAGACUCUGGAGAAGGUGGGCAGCAGAGAGAAGUACAUCAACAACCAGCUGGAGCAUCUGAUCCAGGAGUACCGCAGUGCUCAGGCCAAACUCAGCGAGGCCACGGAGCGCUACAAGGAGGCAAGUGGAGGAGUGACGGAGAGAACCAGAGUCCUGGCUGAGAUCAGCGAGGAGCUGGAGAAGGUGAAGCAGGAGAUGGAGGACAAAGGCAGCAGCAUGUCUGACGGAGCUCCGGUGGUGAAAAUCAGACAGAGCCUCACCAAGCUGAAGCAGGAGAUCGUUCAGAUGGACGUGAGGAUAGGCGUAGUGGAGCACACGCUGCUGCAGGCCAAACUCAAAGAGAAGUCCAACAUGACGCGCGAGAUGCACGCCACCAACAUCCCCGAGCCUGCUGCCGGGCCCUUCGCUUAGCACCGCUGACAAGACGGGCCCCAGGGCCCAAAGAGAGGUUCUGUUCUUCCAAAUGGAACUGGACGUUUUUCAGUCCUUAAAACCAAGUAGAUAAUCCAUCAAAAAUGUAUUUUGUAGUAUAAAUACAACUAUUUAUUGAUUCUUUUAUAUAAUUGGUAUUUUUGUUGUUUAAAUAAACUGCAAUUUUUUUUCUAAACUA